AUGAGGAGAGAUAAUGAGAGCACUGUGUCUGAGUUCAUCCUCCUGGGACUCCCCAUUCAGGCAGAGGACCAAGACCUAUACUCUGCCCUGUUCCUGACCAUGUACCUGACAACUGUGCUGGGGAACCUGCUCAUCAUCCUGCUCAUCAGGCUGGACUCUCACCUCCACACCCCCAUGUACUUCUUCCUCAGCCACUUGGCCUUCACAGACAUCUCUUUCUCAUCAGUCACAGCCCCAAAGAUGCUCAUGAAUAUGUUGACACAUAGUCAGUCCAUCUCAUAUACUGGGUGUGUUUCCCAGGUGUAUUUUUUCCUAUUUUUUGGGAGCAUUGAUAGCUUUCUUUUGACCUCCAUGGCCUAUGACAGGUAUGUGGCUAUCUGCCACCCUUUACACUACACUAUGAUCAUGAAUCAGAACCUCUGUGUUCUACUAGUAGUUGUGUCCUGGGUCUUGUCUAAUGCCUGUGGCCUUGUACAUUCCCUUCUCUUGGCUCGGCUCAUCAGCCUAGAUAAUGAGAGCACUGUGUCUGAGUUCAUCCUCCUGGGGAUCCCCAUUCGAGCAGAGGACCAAGGCCUAUUCUCUGCCCUGAUCCUGGCCAUGUACCUGACAACUCUGCUGGGGAACCUGCUCAUCAUCCUGCUCAUCAGGCUGGACUCUCACCUCCACACCCCCAUGUACUUCUUCCUCAGCCACUUGGCCUUCACAGACAUGUCUUUCUCAUCUGCCACAGCUCCAAAGAUGCUAACAAAUAUGAUAACACACAGUCAUUUUAUCUCAUAUGCUGGGUGUAUUUCCCAGGUAUACUUUUUCACUUUUUGGGGGAGUAUUGACAGUUUUCUUCUGACAUCCAUGGCCUAUGACAGGUAUGUGGCCAUCUGCCACCCUCUGCAUUAUACCAUCAUUAUGAGUCAGAGCCUCUGUGUUCUUCUCGUAGUUACAUCCUGGACUUUAUCUUUGGCCAAUGCACUUGUUCAUACACUUCUCUUGGCUUGCUUAUCUCACUUUAGAAACAAUACCAUCCCACACUACUUCUGUGACCUUUCUGCCUUGUUGAAGCUGUCGAGCUCAGACACAACUGUCAAUGAGAUGGCCAUCCUUCUUUUGGGUACAGUGGUCAUUACCCUGCCAUUCAUAUGCAUUCUGGUCUCUUAUGGCCACAUUGGAGCCACCAUCAUGAAGGCUCCCUCCAUCAAGGGAAUCUACAAAGCCUUGUCCACAUGUGGUUCUCAUCUCUGUGUAGUUUCCUUGUACUAUGGAGCCAUCAUUGGGCUAUACCUAGUCCCCUCAUACAAUAACACCAAUGACAAGGAUGUCAUUGUGUCUGUGAUGUAUGGUCUGGUCACGCCCAUGCUCAAUCCCUUUAUCUACAGUCUGAGGAAUCGAGAUAUGAAAGGAGCACUAAAAAAUAUCCUCAGUAGAACCAAAUGA
Messenger RNA from Apodemus sylvaticus (European woodmouse), 1428 nucleotides. Its product is annotated as olfactory receptor 50-like. The coding region runs from base 1 to 1428 and encodes 475 amino acids. Gene Ontology annotation, cellular component: membrane. The record is from RefSeq and is a predicted model, not a curated record. The transcript has 3 exons. Lineage: Eukaryota; Metazoa; Chordata; Mammalia; Rodentia; Muridae. Gene Ontology annotation, biological process: G protein-coupled receptor signaling pathway. Gene Ontology annotation, molecular function: olfactory receptor activity; G protein-coupled receptor activity.